Molecule: messenger RNA, 3164 nt
Organism: Osmia bicornis bicornis
Lineage: Eukaryota; Metazoa; Arthropoda; Insecta; Hymenoptera; Megachilidae
Product: G-protein coupled receptor Mth2-like
Exons: 7
Coding region: 393-1685 (430 amino acids)
Biological process (GO): G protein-coupled receptor signaling pathway; cell surface receptor signaling pathway
Cellular component (GO): membrane
Molecular function (GO): G protein-coupled receptor activity
Source: RefSeq, a predicted model, not a curated record
CACGAUUGUUUCAGUUCCACGCGAAGCGCAACUGUGGCAACGUGCAUCAUUCUCGUUCAACAUUUAUUUCUCGACGUUUUCAUUUCGAAACGAGAACAUAAGUUCAACCGAUCACCGUGCAAAAGGUGAAUCGACUAAUAGAAGGUGAUACCAAGUGAAAAAAAAAAAUAAACAGUUAUGGUAUCAAUGAAUUAACAUCUUAAUUCAGAUGUAAACAAAGAAGAUUUAUUCUCCGAUAUUAGCAUCGAGAUUUCAAUCAAUCCUUUGACAAAUAAGAAUUUCCAACGACAGUGAAAAUCAUCGGUGAUUUAUGUGAUUCAUUGUUCGUCGAAUUUCGUAAAAAUCAAACUUGUUUUGUGACGAAGAAAUGCGGUAACAAACAUCAAGCGAUAAUGCCGUUGGACGUGAUCAUUAGCAGGUACUUGGGCACGUUGCCAAUCAAAGGAUUGUUAUGGAUAUGUCUACUAACGUGGACAAUAUCAAGGGGACAUGCGAUCGAAGUCGAUUGUUGCCCACACGGAUCGCUAUUGAUGCCUUCGAUGAAUUGUUCCGAUGGUACGAGAAUUCAUCUAAUGUGCCCUCAUGGUAGUUACCUGAUCGACCCAGACGAAUCAGCUAACGACAACUUUACCGUAAUUUACGAAUAUGGCAAACCCUGGCUACAGUUUACGGAAACAGAGUAUGAGAAAAUCGCGGCGAACAGAUUCUGCGUGGCAAAUCGAAACAAUGCCAGUUCCAAGAUCGCUUUUGUGUGCUUCGAAGGAGAACACUAUAGCAGUUCAACGAUAUGGAAAGAUACAUUGUUCUGCAUCCUGAGUAUCAUAUCGGCUAUAUUUUUAAUCGCUACUAUAGCUGUUUACGUGCUACUGCCAGAAUUAAGGGAAAUUCAAGACAAAGCAAUGAUGGCUGCAGUUACAUCACUGGCGGUCAGCUAUAUUGUUCUUUCCAUUCAGAAUCUUAGACCCCAGGAAGAAGGAGAUUAUACUAUAUGUAUCUCUUUAGGAUUUAUUCUUUAUUUUGGCUUUAUAUCUGUCUUCUUCUGGCUAAAUAUCGUCUCUUUUAAUAUUUGGAGAACUGUUUGGUUCAAGCAUUUCAUGAUCAAAGAUAAGCUACUAUUUACUAUCUAUUGUUUGUGCGGAUUUGGUGGACCAACGUGCUUCCUGAUAGCGGCAUUGAUAAUGCAUCACAUCGAUGGACAACACUUGAAACCUGGUUUCGGCGAAGAAACCUGUUGGUUCAGUGGACCCAAACAAAUGUGGGCGUAUUUUUAUGGGCCAAUUGCUAUUUUACUGACACUGAACAUCAUCUAUCUUGGAUUAACGAGCUGGAAAUUGUGGCAUCAAUGUCGUGAUUGCCAUGGAGGAAAAUUAAAAGCACUUCGCUUUAAAUUUCUACUUUAUGUUAAAUUGAUAUUUGUUAUGGGUGUUACUUGGAUCUUCGAGGUGCUUUCCUAUGCCGAUGGUUCCAGGAAUAAUUUUUGGAUACCAACGGACAUUCUGAACGCGUUACAAGGUUUCAUAAUAUUCCUGUUACUGGUCGCCACACGAAAGCGUGUCCGAAAGUUGCUAGCCAAAAAAAGACCUUGCGGAAUUGGAUUUCCGAAAUCUUGGACAGCGUACAAGGACGAAGAGUGCGAAGACGUGGUCCUACCCGAGGAAGUUGAAUUAUCCCAACACGACUGUUAGUCCUUCUAUCAUUAUCAUUAUUCUAUUAUCUUUGCAUUUUUAACACUUUGAUGGUUGUAAAUUUCAUUAUUAGAGAAUUAUUAUUUAACAAUUUUCAAUUGUAAAAAAUAACAGUGUAAAAAGUGACAAUAGCCGUCAAAGUGUUAAUUAAAAUAAUUAUAUUUUAGGAUUAAUUUAAUACUCUAUUAAUCCACCUAGUCGACAUUUUGUUUCAUAAUCACAAACUAUGCAAGAAUCUCUGCACUAUUAUUAAAGGAAAAAAAAGAGAGAGAGAAAAAAAAAGAAAAAACACUAAAGUAGGAAAACGUGUCAAUUAUCAUCGUGUGACUGAUCGUGUAUCGAUUAUGCUUUACACGAUCUUUUGUAGAUUAGUUAAAGAAAAUUCAUUCUAUUUUUUUUUAAGAUUUCAACGCGAUUUUUUUCGCAGUUAAUCACUUUAUUUUCCUCUUUUCAAGACGUUUGCGUCGUGCUUUCAUUCUAGUCGACUCAUGCCGCAUCGCUCAUGACGAUUCACCUUAAAUUACGCACGCUUCUGACGUGUUUUAACCAUUUAAAAAAAAAAAAAAAAUAAAGAAGACAAGACAAAACAGUCGUCAUACCGUGAACGAUACACGUGUCGCGCAAACAAGAAGCGCGCAAAACGAGAGAGAGUACUCUUUAUUAUUUUUUUAUCGAAUGCUAUCUCUUGAAUGAAGUUUCGUACAAAUAAAAAGCAGAAUAUAAAUAACACAAUAGGAUUUUUAAGUUUUAUUUCUUAUCUCAGAUACGAUGCCAUUGUAACGUGUAAUGAUUUAACUCAGCAUUAAUUUUAAUUACUUUCACCUUAUUUUAAGAUGUAUACUAAAGUACUCGACUCUAUUUAAAAAAAAUUCAUUUUUGUAAUUUGAAACAUUGGUAAAAAAAUUUGUUAAUAAAAUUGCUCUGCAAAAUAUUAUAAAUGGGUAUUACUUGGCUAGAAUCGCGUUCCUCGUUACGUUAAACUGUUGCGAUAAUUAAACAAAGCAAUGCGCGUAAGUAAUCAAAUAGUCUGCUCAACGAUGAUGCGAUAAACGAGAAUACGUCAAAGAAAGAACGACGUAGCCGAGUGACUAUCCACGUUACCGUGAAUAAUGCUUCAGUGAGUUACACAGGGAACGAGUAUUUUACAUUUGCGCGCGGUAUGCGAAUGCAAAGAGACGCUUUGUGCAUCGAUGAACGCCUGCACGAACUGAUCAAUAUUUAAAGUAACGCGAAACUUUUUAAAUGCAUAGCAACGGCUCGCGCGCAACACUGUUCCAUCAUUUUUUACUUUACUUUAAAUUACGAAGAGUUUUCAAAGUUUUUAAAAUGUAUCGAUAGCGUGCAGAAUAUUUUUAAAUGUUUAUAAAAUUUAUAAUUGUUCCCUUGCAUCUUUCCGAAUUUUCUAUGUAAUAUCUAUGUUUGUAUAUUGAAGAUUUGUAUAAAUAAAUGUGUAAAUAAUAAAAUGAAAAAUAUAAACGA